AUGACGGGGCUUGACAAAAUUAACACUGCGUGGAAGGAUAUCAAAAUAAAAAUUGCAGUUACUGGUAAAUCUGGUAGUGGUAAAUCAACUCUGAUCAAUGCAUUGCUAAAUCUGAAAGAUGAUGACGAGGGAGCCGCAAAGACAGGUUGCGUUGAAACAACCUCUGAACCAACACCUUAUCCACACCCCAACAAUAGGAACCUUGAGUUGUGGGACUUACCCGGAGUCGGAACCCCAAACUUUCCGCAGAGUACCUAUCUUAAGCAGACCAAUCCAGAGGCGCGUGACAAAUGGCUGCAUAUUGUUGGGCGGCGUGUAGGCAACAAGUCUUGUACGGUUGAGGUCCGAAUAAGAAUUACCAUGUCGACCGAAGCGAUUGCCCGACUGAGCAGGUUGUGGACAAGCAGCUCAAGCAGCUUCGCCACCAAGCCAAGGCUACUCAAGUCCCUCGUAGUCAUCAACCUACUGUGCGGCUGCGAAACCUGA
Molecule: messenger RNA, 486 nt
Organism: Dreissena polymorpha
Lineage: Eukaryota; Metazoa; Mollusca; Bivalvia; Myida; Dreissenidae
Product: interferon-inducible GTPase 5-like
Exons: 3
Coding region: 1-486 (161 amino acids)
Cellular component (GO): membrane
Molecular function (GO): GTP binding
Source: RefSeq, a predicted model, not a curated record